UCCGCUGUGCUGCUUUUCUCCCCUCCCCUCUGUGUGAGACCGCCCUGCAGGGGAGGCAGUGUUGCUGCAAUCCCGGGCGCCGGGCGGCGCUCCCAGCAGCAGAAGGUGGGGGCUCUCCCCGGGGACUAAACAGCGCCCCGCGUUGCGGCGUCACUCUCAUCCCCGCGGGCUUGUCCCGUUUCCUCUGUCGCCCAUUGUGGGCUUGGCUUGGUGCCGCCUGCCCUUUCACCUCCCACGCGGGGUCCUGCCGGUUCCCAUACCCAAUCCCCGGUGCUUGGGAUGUUACCCGAUUGCCGCUGGGGACAUCAAGGCACAAAGAGGGCUCGGGCCGCGUUGGAGGUCACCGGCCGGGGCUGAGUUGCUUCUGGUCGUCCGUCCUCUGCCAGGUGACCCAGGGAUAGCAUUUCUCCGGAGCUGCUGCCCCCGCCCGGGGGGAUGGGCGCAACCACGCCAGAUGGACGAGAAGACCAAGAAAGCGGAGGAGAUGGCCCUGAGACUCAGCCGAGCCGUGGCAGGCGGGGAUGAAAAGGUGGCAGUGCAGUGUGCCAUCUGGCUGGCAGAGCAGCGGGUGCCCCUGAGUGUGCGACUAAAGCCUGAGGUCUCCCCAACACAGGAUAUCAGGCUGUGGGUGAGCGUGGAGGAUGCUCAGAUGCACACAGUCACCAUCUGGCUUACAGUGCGUCCUGACAUGACCGUGGCUUCCCUCAAGGACAUGGUAUUCCUGGACUAUGGCUUUCCGCCCGUCCUGCAGCAGUGGGUGAUUGGGCAGCGGCUGGCCCGGGACCAGGAGACCCUGCACUCCCAUGGGGUGCGGCGGAAUGGGGACACUGCCUACCUCUAUCUGCUGUCAGCCUGCAACACCUCACUCAACCCUCAGGAGCUGCAGCGGGAGAGGCAAUUGCGGAUGCUGGAAGAUCUGGGCUUCAAAGACCUCACGCUGCAGCCCCGGGGCCCCCUGGAGCCUGCCCCCGCGAAGCCCGGAGUCCCCCAGGAGCCGGGGCGGGGCCAGCCCGAUGCCAUGCCGGAACCCCCGCCGGUGGGCUGGCAGUGCCCAGGCUGCACCUUCAUUAACAAGCCCACGAGGCCCGGCUGCGAGAUGUGCUGCCGGGCACGGCCUGAGGCGUAUCAGGUCCCCGCCUCCUACCAGCCGGACGAAGAGGAAAGAGCACGCCUGGCCGGCGAGGAGGAGGCGCUGCGCCAGUACCAGCAGCGGAAGCAGCAGCAGCAGGAGGGGAACUACCUGCAGCACGUCCAGCUGGAUCAGAGGAGCCUGGUGCUGAACACCGAGCCCACCGAGUGCCCCGUGUGCUACUUGGUGCUGGCGCCCGGCGAUGCCGUGGUGCUGCGUGAGUGUCUGCACGCCUUCUGCAGGGAGUGUCUGCAGGGCACCAUCCGCAACAGCCAGGAGGCGGAGGUCUCCUGCCCCUUCAUUGACAACACAUACUCGUGUUCGGGCAAGCUGCUGGAGCGGGAGAUCCGGGCGCUGCUGCCCCCUGAGGAUUACCAGCGGUUUCUGGACCUGGGUGUCUCCAUCGCGGAAAACCGCAGUGCCUUCAGCUACCACUGCAAGACCCCGGACUGCAAGGGAUGGUGCUUCUUUGAGGAUGACGUCAACGAGUUUACGUGCCCGGUGUGCUUCCACGUCAACUGCCUGCUCUGUAAGGCCAUCCACGAGCAGAUGAACUGCAAGGAGUACCAGGAUGACCUGGCCCUGCGGGCUCAGAACGAUGUGGCCGCCCGGCAGACGACAGAGAUGCUCAGGUCCAUGCUGCAGCAGGGCGAGGCCAUGCACUGCCCGCAGUGCCGGAUCGUGGUGCAGAAGAAGGACGGCUGUGACUGGAUGCGGUGCACUGUCUGCCACACGGAAAUCUGCUGGGUCACCAAAGGCCCACGCUGGGGCCCCGGGGGAGAAUCCUGAUGUCAGCAAAGCUACCAAACAAAUGAACCCCCUCCUUAGGCUACAACAGAAGCCUGUGCCACUUGCUUUCUGGGAUCCGAAGGCUGUGGCCCCGGGAGCCUGAUCUCACGCCCCUUCUUCCCUCUUCCCCAACAACCCCUUUACUCUUUACAGACAGGCCCCAGGGCUGGGCAGGAGGCGCGAUGCUGCUGUCCAUCUGUAAAGGUGAUAAGGGGACAAACCUGCUGGGGAAGAAGACUGGGACUCCCUGCUGCAUCACCACCUCUGGGUCCUGGAACAACUUCCUCUGUCUUCAUGAUUCCACCACUGUCUAGAAGAAUCCAUCCACAUUACACUUACCCCAAGUGGGACUCCCGC
This is a messenger RNA of Lontra canadensis (Northern American river otter), 2275 nucleotides long. RefSeq names its product RANBP2-type and C3HC4-type zinc finger containing 1 (gene RBCK1). Bases 455 to 1918 code for a protein of 487 amino acids. Lineage: Eukaryota; Metazoa; Chordata; Mammalia; Carnivora; Mustelidae. Gene Ontology annotation, biological process: proteasome-mediated ubiquitin-dependent protein catabolic process; protein linear polyubiquitination; positive regulation of canonical NF-kappaB signal transduction. Gene Ontology annotation, cellular component: LUBAC complex. The record is from RefSeq and is a predicted model, not a curated record. Gene Ontology annotation, molecular function: ubiquitin-protein transferase activity; ubiquitin binding. The transcript has 12 exons.